Molecule: messenger RNA, 1328 nt
Organism: Passer domesticus (house sparrow)
Lineage: Eukaryota; Metazoa; Chordata; Aves; Passeriformes; Passeridae
Gene: RFC4
Product: replication factor C subunit 4
Exons: 10
Coding region: 119-1207 (362 amino acids)
Biological process (GO): DNA repair; DNA-templated DNA replication
Cellular component (GO): nucleus; DNA replication factor C complex
Molecular function (GO): ATP binding; ATP hydrolysis activity; DNA clamp loader activity
Source: RefSeq, a predicted model, not a curated record
CGCCCCCGUGCGCGGGCGGGUUGGCGGGAAAGGCCGGCGGGGCCUGAGGGGCCUGUGCCUGACGGGACCGGAGGGGCCCGGCCCGGCACGGCACGGCUCGGCACGGCACGGCUCGGCCAUGCAGGCCUUCCUCAAGGGCCCGGCCUCUAUCAGCACCAAGCCCGUCGCUGCCAAGGAAAAGAACGCGGCCGGGAGCAGCGGGGAUGGCAAGAAGACCAAACCCAUCCCCUGGGUGGAGAAAUAUCGUCCCAAAAAUGUGGAUGAAGUUGCAUUCCAGGAUGAAGUUGUAGCUGUGCUGAAGAAGUCCCUGGAAGGUGCUGAUCUUCCCAAUCUGUUGUUCUAUGGCCCACCUGGAACUGGAAAGACUUCCACUAUUUUAGCAGCUGCAAGAGAACUGUUUGGGCCUGAUUUAUUCCGGCAGAGAGUCCUUGAGCUGAACGCGUCGGAUGAGCGUGGGAUACAAGUGAUCCGGGAAAAAGUGAAGGCUUUUGCUCAGCUCACGGCGGCUGGAAGCCGUUCAGAUGGUAAAAUGUGUCCACCUUUUAAAAUUGUGAUCCUGGAUGAAGCUGACUCUAUGACUUCAGCAGCCCAGGCAGCCUUAAGACGCACAAUGGAAAAAGAAUCUAAAACAACACGUUUCUGUCUCAUUUGUAACUACAUCAGCAGAAUAAUUGAACCUUUAACAUCUCGAUGCUCCAAAUUCCGCUUCAAGCCUUUGUCUGACAGUAUCCAACAGCAGAGGCUGUUGGAUGUUUCUGAGAAGGAACAUGUGAAAAUCAGUAAUGAGGCAGUAUCAUACCUGGUGAAAGUGUCAGAAGGGGAUUUAAGAAAAGCAAUUACUUUUCUUCAAAGUGCCACUCGCCUAAUGGGUGGGAAGGAGAUCACAGAGAAGAUAAUCACUGAAAUUGCUGGGGUCAUCCCUAAAGAAACAAUUGAUGAACUGCUAUUGGGCUGCCAGAGUGGUUCCUUUGAGAAACUGGAAAAACUGGCAAAGAAUCUCAUCAAUGAGGGGUUUGCUGUUGCUCAGCUUGUAAACCAGCUGCAUGACACCAUUGUGGAGAGCGAAGAUUACAGCGACAAGCAGAAAUCUGCCAUGGUCGAGAAACUUGCAGAAGUGGACAAAUGCCUGGCAGAUGGUGCUGAUGAAUUCCUGCAGCUGAUGAGUCUCUGUGCCCUUGUGAUGCAGCAGCUCACACAGAACAUCUGACUCCUCCAGCAGCCCUUUGUUCCGGGGGUGGCGGGGCUCUCAGAGCAGGGACCUGUGUACUUUUGUACCUUUUUUUUCUUUUUUUGCAAUAAAAGGACUGCACUGCAGUUGGAAAACCUGA